This is a messenger RNA of Vigna umbellata (rice bean), 1608 nucleotides long. RefSeq names its product Leucine-rich repeat (LRR) family protein. Lineage: Eukaryota; Viridiplantae; Streptophyta; Magnoliopsida; Fabales; Fabaceae. The record is from RefSeq and is a predicted model, not a curated record. Gene Ontology annotation, molecular function: protein binding.
UUUAUAUAUAUAUAUAUCCUCUUAAACCUCCCGUUCUGGAAGAUGGCACCUUUCUCCCCUCUCACUGUCUUUCCCUCCUUUCAUGUCCAUCUGCAGCAUCUACUUUUACUUUUCCUGAGCACUGAAAACAACAGACAUUGUACCUCAACCAUGGCCCUUCCCUCCUAAAUUUCCCCAAUCAUUCAAAAACACAACCACACACCAACCCCACCACAACACAACACAAACCAACUCCUCAAAAAUUAACAUCAAACCACCACAUCUUAACCAUCUCUUUGUCAGACACCACGCACUAAAUCCAAUAUGCAAAUCCUCUACCUCGCCAUCAUUUCCAUCUCUCUCCUUCUCUUUCACAACACAAACACCAUCGUCCUAGUCCGAGCCCUCACCUCACCCUCAGACAUUGCAGCCCUCAGAGCCUUCAAGGCCUCCAUCAAACCAUCAUCCAUCGCACCCUGGUCUUGCCUUGCCUCAUGGAACUUCACCACCGACCCCUGCUCACUCCCUCGCCGCACCAGCUUCAUCUGCGGCCUCACCUGCACCCCUGAUUCUAAAACAAUCAACCAAAUCACUCUCGACCCUGCAGGGUACUCAGGCACACUCACCCCCCUAAUCUCUCGACUCACACAACUCACCACACUUGACCUCUCAGACAACAACUUCUUCGGCUCAAUCCCCUCUUCAAUCUCCUCCCUCUCCAACCUCCAAACCUUAACCCUCCGAUCCAAUUUCUUCUCAGGCCCAAUCCCUUCCUCCAUAACUACCCUCAAAUCACUCCAAUCUCUCGACUUUUCACACAAUUAUCUUUCUGGGUAUCUACAAAACUCCAUGAACUCCCUCGCCAAACUCCGCAGACUCGAUCUCAGCUUCAACAAUCUAACGGGUUCAAUCCCAAAACUCCCACCCAACUUGCUCGAACUUGCGAUCAAGGCCAAUUCUCUAUCUGGGUCUCUCCAAAAACAGAGUUUUGAAGGGAUGAACCAGUUAGAAGUGGUGGAGCUAAGCGAUAACGCCCUCACCGGUACCGUGGAAUCGUGGUUCUUCUCUCUACCGUCCCUGCAGCAGGUAAAUUUGGCCAACAACACCUUCACAGCGGCGCAGAUCUCAGGACCACACCCGGACCGUGGGGGAAUCACCAGCCGCAGUAACCUCGUGGCACUCGACCUUGGGUUUAACAGAAUCCAAGGCUACGCACCCGCGAAUCUCGCUUCGUUUCCCACACUGUCAUUCCUGUCGCUUCGGUACAACGCCUUACGUGGCACGAUCCCUCUGGAGUACGGCCAAAUCAAGUCCAUAAGGAGGCUCUUCCUCGACGGAAACUUCCUCUUCGGAAAGCCACCACCCGGGCUUGUCGCUUCCGGCACGGAGGUUACCGGAAGUCUGGGGGACAAUUGUCUGCAGGAGUGCCCAACCUCGUCGCAGCUGUGCUCGCCCGCGCAGAAACCAAUCUCAGUUUGCAAGCGAGCCUACAGUGGUAGACCAACAUCGAUACCUGUUGUCGGUUAAAAUAAAUUAAAAAUUAAAUAUAAAUAGAUAGGUUUGUACCUGUUUUUUUAAAAAGGUAUAUUGUUGAAAUGCGUUACUACUGAAUAAAAGAUGAUGGUAGAA